GGAACAUUCUACACUUCUUGAAUCAGAAAGAGCGCCUGGCGCGCCGGCGCAAGCGCAGAAGGCCAGCAGUCGGAGUCUCUCUCUCCGCUCACACACACGCAGGGAAAAUAAACUGCGUGGGCAGCCGACACCGAGAGGGUGGCAGUGCGCUAGAGUCUGGGAAGGAGUAGCUAACUGUACAUGCAUCAUCAGCGGGGGAUCACGUAAGAAAAUACAAGUUUUGAAUGUCAACAGAAUGAGCAAGACACCACCAAACAGGAGGGGAAUUAAGUUUGAGGUGGGAGCUCAGUUAGAGGCUCGGGACAGCCUGAAGAACUGGUAUGCGGCGAACAUCGAGAAGAUCGACUACGAGGACGAGAAGGUGCUGAUUCACUACAGACAGUGGAGUCACCGCUACGACGAAUGGUUUGACUGGGCCAGCCCUUACCUGCGGCCCGUGGAGAGAGUCCAGCUGAGGAAGGAAGGCCUACAGGAGGACGAAGGCGUACCUGGUUUCCGGGUGAACGAAAAGGUUCUGGCAAGUUGGUCUGACUGUCGGUUCUACCCUGCCAAGGUUUUGGCUGUCAAUAAAGAUGCUUCUUACACUGUGAAGUUUUUUGAUGGUGUUAUUCAGAAUGUGAAAGGGAUCCAUGUCAAGCCAUUUCGCAGGGAGAAAAAUGGAGGGAAAUCCAAAAUGGAAGGCAGAAACAAGGACAGGCGCCCUGUGAAAGGAGACCGGAGCACGAGGGCGGUGGCGAACGGGAGAGACCCGAGGGACAGGACCGACGCCGGGGACGCGAAGAGUAAGGAGGCGAGGCGGAGCAGGCCGGAGCCAGAGCAGGAGCCGGAGCAGGAGCGACAGGGGGACCCCGAGGACGAGGGGAAGAGAGCGAGGCGGGAGAGCGGGGACCGCGACCGCAUGGCGGACAAGAGCGAGGGGCGGCGGGAGCCCAUCGCGGAGGGGGAGCCGGGGGCGGCAGAGCCGAUGGAAACGGAGGGCGAAGGCGGGGAGGCAGCAGGGUGGCGACCGCAGGAAGAUCAGCAGCGGCAGGCGGCGGUGGAGGCCGGGCCCGGGGGGUCUGGGGGGCAGCCCCAGGAUCUCCGCCGGGAGGGGGGCGAUGGGGAGCCGGCAGCCCUGAAGGAACAUGCAGAUAAAGACGUCGGAGGCGCAGCGGGGUCAGCCGCGGACACGCAGCCCUGUGAAGGGGACUCGGGGAGCCCUGUUCGCGGCCGGCGGAAACGAGGCCGGCCGUCCUCAGCAGCUAAAUCCCCUGAAAGCCUCCGUGGAGUACUGGAGCUGAGAAAGAGAAAAAUCUCUCUGGCACCGAACACACCAUCAAAGAGAACUAAGCUCGAUACUGUCACAGCGUCCAGAAAGGUGAGUCAGGACAGCAGCAGGGAGACCAACAGAAGCCGGAGAAGGUCAUCCAGAUUGUCUGGUGGGGGGGCCAAGCCAGAGCCCCCCCAGACCACCUCAGAAGCCCUUGAACCCAAGCUCACGUCUCAGUCCGAAAGCCAGCUUAAGGAGACCUCAACAGACAACUGCAGCCAGUCGGAGCUCAAGCCUGCAACCGAUUCCUCGGCUCAAGUGGAGAAACAGGAGUCUUCAAACGUCCUCCCAGAGUCCCCUGUUCUAGUGUCAAGUGAUAAGGAGACACGAGAGGCUGGAGAAGGUCUGACCGAGAGCUCCAAAACAUCUGGAGAAGGAGCAAGUGUCGUCGGAGAACAAGCCCCUGUUGUGAGACGGCAGCCUCACCCACCAAACCCCAACAAGUACAGCAGGGAACCUUUGUAUACAGCCAUAAAGCAGUCCCCUGCGGCCCUGGACCUGGACCACAACACCUUCAAGUGCAAAGUCCCCGACUGCCACAAGUCCUUCCGGAAGGCCAAGCUGCUGCACUACCACAUGAAAUACUACCACGGAGUGGACAAAAGCGCUGAGAGUGACCAGAGCCCCAAGAGGAGCGUCCAGACGCGCGCCUCGGAGAAACAGGCCGCCCUGGACAGCCCCAAAAGGAGACGGACCAUCUCGGCCUCGUUGCACCUCCCGUUUCACAGUCCUCACAGGACCCUGCAGUCCCCACGAGGCGAUACAAAAGCUGGAAGACUAAACGAGAAGAGGAGGACGUCAGCGCCCCCUGCUGUCAACAGUUUGAAUAACCACAGGCCCUCCCUGCGAGAGAAGAGCAAAGAGAACCAGAUUGAGAAGUCCAACCGCAAACAGCAGGACAAGGAGAGAGAGAAGAGUGCCAUUGAGGCAGUUGUGAAAGACAAAGAGAAGGCAAGAGAGAAGAAACACAGAGAUUUUCUGAGAAUUAAACUGAAGAAAAAGAAGAAAAAGAAAAAGAAGUCAAAAUCUGAGUAUACGGGUAGUGAAGAAAAUAUUGACAUCUCUAGGGAUUUCACGUCCAAGAAACUAUUUGUUCAAUCCCAAUUGAAUUUGUCUCACAAAUUCCCCCUUUCACACAAACACAAGUUGUUACACAACUCCAGCCCGGGACACAACACAGAAAAGAUAAAAGUGGAUGACGAGGACACGCUGAGCGACUGCUCCACGGACAGCCUGCUGUGGAGCGAGGACGAGGGCAGCCAGGAUGUGGACGUCAUCACCAACCCCGAGGAGGAGGGUGGGCUGGCGGCACAGCGCGAGUUUGAGAUCGUGCGCUGCGUCUGCGAGGCCCAGGAGGAGAACGACUUCAUGAUCCAGUGUGAAGAGUGCUUUUGUUGGCAACAUGGGAUUUGCAUGGGGCUGCUGGAGGACAGCGUUCCAGAAAAGUACACCUGUUACAUAUGCCGAGACCCCCCAGUCUCUCUUGUGGCUCCAGGGCAGAGGCAGAGUUUGAAGUACUGGUAUGACAAAGACUGGCUGAGCACUGGCCACAUGUAUGGCCUGCCAUUCCUGGAGGAAAACUAUUCUCACCAGAACGCCAAGAAGAUAUCGGCCACACAUCAGCUGCUAGGAGACGUGCACCGGGUGAUCGAGGUGCUCAACGGCUUGCAGCUGAAGAUGAGCAUCCUGCAAAGCCAGGCUCACCCGGACCUGAAGCUGUGGUGCCAGCCCUGGAAGCAGCUGGAGUCGCGGGAGAGGCCCUGGAGGAGGGCGGCCGUGCCCGCGCCGACACCGGCGGCGGGGGCGCCGGACGAAGGGGAGGAGCGGGAGAGGAGCCCGGAGAGGCCGUGCCGCGUGCCGUCCUUCCAGGAGUCCUACAUCACCAGCGAGCACUGCUACCAGAAGCCUCGCACCUACUACCCGGCCGUGGAGCAGCGGCUGGUGGUGGAGACGCGGGGCGCCGAGCUGGGGGACAGCCUGCUGGCCCUGGAGCAGCGCUACGGCAGGAGCCCGGACACAGAGCGGGGGAAGGCUCUGGGCCAGCUGCAGCAGGAGAAGACCGCUCAGAGCAAGGAAGCCGACGUGUCCAGGAAGAGCUGCCCGGAGAAAGGAAGUGAAGCGAAGGCAGGGGAAGAGGGGGCUGGGGGCGCGGACGGUUUCCAGCAGCAGUGGCAGAUCAACCUGCUGGACCACAUCGAGGCCGUGCAGGAUGAGGUCACGCAUAGGAUGGACUUCAUCGAGAGGGAGCUCGAUGUCCUGGAGAGCUGGCUGGACUACACUGGAGAGCUGGAACCCCCCGAGCCUCUGGCACGACUGCCCCAGCUGAAGCACAGGAUCAAACAGCUGCUGAUGGAGCUGGGGAAGGUGCAGCAGAUCGCCCUCUGCUGCUCCACAUGAGGAGCUGCGCCCAGCCCCAUCCCCCCCUCCACAAUCAAACCAGCAGCAGCCCCUGAACAGUACCACUGAGAACAGGAAGGACGCCAGGACUGAGCAUGCUGGGAGAUGAGCCUAGGAACAGUUUCCCAGUGAACCCACUCUCAUUCCCAGCGGCAGUGCGGACAGAAUUGGUGAAAGGGAAGAGCGAAUUGUUUCUGCUUUAGAAAUGAUGAACAAUAGAUACAGCCAUGACACCAAUGACCGUAGAGGAGAACGAGAUUUAAUAAUAGAGCGAAAAAAAUAAAUAAAUAACCUCUGUAUUAGAUCCUGCGGUUUCCAGGUAACCAUGUUUUCAACAGUGCAAUUGUAGUUUUUGUUACAAGUUGUGAAGGGGUUCAGCAUGCCUCCUGUUCUAAAACAAACAGUCUUUAGGUAUAAAAGAGGUAUGCCUUUUUUUUUUUAAAACCGUACGCUUGUUAUAAAUGGCACUGGAGUUUGGCGGCUUCUAGUAUCCAUUGUGAAGCUGUGAGAGAACGUGCUAGUGGUGAAGCACCAUGCAGAAAAUAAGAUUGUAAUUAAGAUAUCCAUUUUCUUUAGGUAUUUUUAAAUAAGAAACCAAGUGUAAAAGAAGGCCAAUUUUUCUUAACAAUUUGUAUAAAACAGUGCUUUGAAAAUGAAUAAUGGGUUAAUCAAAGGCAUGAGGUGAGAAUUGCAAAUGUAAUUUAUGUAAUUCUUUUGUUAACAUAUUUGAGGGGGAAUUGUACGUUUUUGAAUAAAUGAGGGACAUACAGUAGGGUGUGUCUGUAGAACCGCAGAAUUGGAAUGUCAUGACAGGGCCAUAGGAGUGUCUCUGUGCAGCACAGUAGCACACACCACACACAGUGCAUACGUGAAGCCCACAUGCCUUCCUGCGUUUCAGAAAAAUACUGAAGUUAAUCUGUUGCAGCGGGUGUCCGGGUGAGCUGAGGUCUGUUUUUACUGGACAACUUUUGGAGCAUUUUUUCCCACCUUUUCCACCCUCUCCAAACAAAGCCCUAAACUGUGUUUAAGUGGAGGACAGUUUCUCUUUGUACAGUUCCUGUAUUGUCUGUUAAUUCCUUGGCAUAUUCAUGCUUUUUUUGGAGAAAUUAGGAGCAUAUUCCGCCUUGGAGCAAACAUCUUAGAAGAGUCUCGGCCAUUUAUAGAAAACCCCUUGAAUGCAGUCCUUAGACUGCCAUGUUAAAAUCCAUUUUAUUGGGUUUUUAAAAAUAAAUCUUUUGUUUUUGGCUGUGAUUUUCUGUCCUAGCUCUUAAUGUACAGUAUUCAAAAGAAUGUUUUUUUUUUUGUGUUUCAGUUUCUAGGCAUUUGUUACUCUGCUCAUUCUUAUUUAUUAUUGAUGAAAACAUAAAUUAUUUUUGCUGUUUUUUUCUGGCGCUCUUCUGUUUUUUUCUGGUCUCUUACUGCAGUCGCUAUGCAUUUUAUUAUAAACUAAUGAUGAGAAUCUGGCGGCAGACAGGUCGCAGAAUGGAAAGAAUGGAAAAAGAAAGCAUUUCCCUCUGUUAGGGUUUCUGUUGCCUCCUUCCGUAUUCUCCUUAACACAGACGUUUUCUUAAGAAGCAGACUAAGCUAACCCCAUAUCGAAGUUCUGAUCAGUCCAGCUUUUCCUACGAUUUCUCCGUGCAUUCUCUGAGUUUGUGCACCCUCAAUGCCUUUCUCAUUUUUUGUAACUUGUGCUCUUAAUCCUGCUUUUUUGUUCUUGGUUGUUUAUUUCACGUCUGUGCUCAUGAGGGAAAAGAGGUAUUUAUCCCCCCCCCCCCACCCUUGCUUUAUAAUCAGAUCCCUAGUAAGUUUGCUUUCUUGCAACCAGUCUGUUUUUUAUACGUCUUAUAUGAGUCCAAGUUAGAGUUGUCUUUUCUGUUGUAGAUUAUUAUAGCCAGUAGUGGUUCCCCUGCCUUCAACGGUUCUUCUAUCUCUCCGAAUGUAUUGUAAACAGGGUUUAUUUUUUAUCUGGUAUUUUCACAUAACUGCUUCUCCAAAGGGUAACAGUGGUGUGUCCUGGAUGGCUAAGACAAGAAAGCGAAAGUUCCUAAAUGUGGCGGAUUCCCUUGCCCCUGGCCACUUUUGCUGCACUGAACCCCUCUUUUCCCUUCUGAGAGAUUGCGUGUGUCUGUUCAUCUCCCAUCAGAGCUGGGGGUGGGAGACCGUAUGGGAAGGUCCGCAGAUUCCUGGACGCGCUGUUACUCAGCUUAGAGUCACUACUGACAGCGGUAACGUGUCAAUGAAUGUGUUGCGUUCUGGACAAAAGGAAAUAAACCAUCUUUUUCUUAAA
Lepisosteus oculatus (spotted gar) is the source of this 5993-nucleotide messenger RNA. RefSeq names its product PHD finger protein 20, b (gene phf20b). Gene Ontology annotation, cellular component: MLL1 complex; NSL complex. The record is from RefSeq and is a predicted model, not a curated record. NCBI's taxonomy places the organism in Eukaryota, Metazoa, Chordata, Actinopteri, Semionotiformes, Lepisosteidae. Gene Ontology annotation, biological process: regulation of transcription by RNA polymerase II.